Stereum hirsutum FP-91666 SS1 is the source of this 1572-nucleotide messenger RNA. Its product is annotated as cysteine proteinase. The transcript has 11 exons. The record is from RefSeq and is a predicted model, not a curated record. Gene Ontology annotation, biological process: proteolysis. The coding region runs from base 1 to 1572 and encodes 523 amino acids. Gene Ontology annotation, cellular component: cytoplasm. NCBI's taxonomy places the organism in Eukaryota, Fungi, Basidiomycota, Agaricomycetes, Russulales, Stereaceae. Gene Ontology annotation, molecular function: calcium-dependent cysteine-type endopeptidase activity.
AUGGUCAACCUCAAAUCGCUCGGCUCUAUUCUGACCUCUGGCUCAAAUGCUGCGAACGGGACGGAGCUUGAGGCACUAAGGAUCCCAGGCAACUUCCCUAGUCCGACGCCCCGGAGCUCUAGAUCUGAUGUACAACCAACUGAGCUGACUGGCAGACCAAGGAUCAACAAGGCAGGCUUGAUCGUGACUGCUGAACUAGACCAGGCUAUUUCGAGGUGCCGAAGCAAAGUGCAAAAGCUGGCGCAGGCUUGUCGGAGAGGCAAUAGGCGGUACCGGGAUAUCGAUUUCGACUUCCUGGAGGAUCGCGAGAACUGCUUGCACGGGAUCGUUGAUCCUUCAUUCCACAGAUAUACGCCUACGGAAGCCCUGCGUGUUACUCAGAUAUUUCAGGACCCUAAGUUCUUCGUGGAUGGUGCGACGGCGAGCGAUAUUGCGCAGGGAGACUGCUUCGGAGACUGCUGGUUCCUUAGUGCUCUGGCCGUAGUGGCGACUGCAGGACUUAUUGAGCAAAUCUGUGUGGAGAGAGACGAGAAAGUCGGCAUAUAUGGCUUUAUCUUCUGGAGAGACUCGGGAUGGGUGGAUGUGAUUAUCGACGAUCUUCUUUUCGUACGAGUUCCCCGCUGGACAGACCUCACAGACAGAGAGCGUAUGUUGUACAAAAGCGACCAAGACAUAUAUGCGAAGGAAGCGAGGAAGGGCAGCAAAGUCCUUUACUUCGGCAAAUCACUGGCAGAGAACGAAACAUGGGUACCGCUCAUCGAAAAGGCCUACGCCAAGUUGCACGGGGAUUACUCUUCGCUAGAAGGUGGUUUUACGAACGAGGCCGUGGAAGAUCUGACUGGUGCUGUAUCGACUUUGAUGUACAUGCAGGACAUCCUCGACCCCGACGAGUUCUGGACGAACGAACUACUAAACGUUCAAGAGGAUCGUGCAUUUGCUUGUUACACCCCUGAUCAGCUCGUGACGAACAUGGGUCUGCCCAAUCCGGAGAUCACAAACGGCCUCGUAAAAGGGCAUGCGUACUCUGUCAUCAAAGCCGUCGAGUUCAACGGCAAGAAGUUUCUGAAGGUUCGGAACCCGUGGGGAAAGUAUGAGUGGACUGGAAGGUGGAGCGAUGGGAGUAAGGAAUGGAACGGCGAGUGGCUGGAAGCGCUCCCUGUGUUUGAUUUCAAGUUUGGGAACGAUGGAGAAUUCAUCAUGGAAUAUUCCGAUUUCCUUCAAGCCUGGGAUGUCGUCGAAAAAUGCCUGCUCUUCAAUAAGGAGUGGUCAUGCAGUCAGCUUUGGUUGUCGGCGAACCUGGGCACAUACCCGCGACCUACGAACUUCGGCGACGUCUCCUUCACAUUCUCGCUUUCCAAAGAUACAGAUGCUGUGAUCGUGCUCGCUCAGCUCGAUACACGCUACUUCCGCGGUUUAUCUAGCCAAUAUCUCUUCAGCCUGUAUUGCCAGAUCUUCAAGAAAGACGAAGAGGACCCCGUCGCUAUCUCGCCACACAACUCUUUGUGGGACCGGAGCGUCAAUCUGGAAGUAUUCCUGGAGGCGGGCGACUAUGUUGUACAGGUGCGUAGAUGA